AUGUCAUCACACCGGCCAGGCGGAUAUAACGGAAGUAAUUCCGUCCAGUCACAGAUGAGCUACAACACCCAUAUCCACAAUGACAGUGGAAGUGGUCCAACCCAGUCACAGAUCAACUACCCUAUGCAGAAUAUGAGCACACUUUUCCGAAAUGAUAAUGAAAGCAAUGCCUCUCAGUCACAUAUGAGCAUCCCCAUGCAUAAUACUAACUUCAGCACUUUUAUUCGUGAUAUUGAUGGCAAAACAUUACUUCGUGAGGGGAAUGAGGCCUAUACAGAGCUCUACAGACGCACACUUGAACUACAAGCAAAUAUCAAUUUCCAAAGGCAAACUUUGCUCGAUCGGCGAUAUGAUUUAUACAGCAACCUAAUCAAACAAUAUCAGCAACAACUGGCAUCAAACAACGUUACACUAGGCCUGACAUCAGUCGCAUCAACACCCGCCCUUCCUCCUACAAACUUACCGACUCGCUCCUUUGAGAUCGAAGUUGUCGAGGGAGAAGACCCUAACGAGUAUGACGAUGUUGAGGUUUUCUGGGAUAAAGCUACGUGGAAAGCACUUGUUGAGAAAUGCAAACGAACUCAAACCACGAUUGACGGUGUGUCGAAUAUGAAGACUGGAUUUCUUUUCAACCAGAAAGGAAAGCCCAUCACGAAGGAGACUGGGAAGGAGAUGUACCAGGUGAUGAAGCAGUGUGGCGAAGAGUUACGGAACCACGGAAUGGCGAUGAAGAAAUUCACUCAUAUGGAGAACGUGGCCCAGGACUACUGCAUCAAGACACUUCACAACAAAUUCAGUGUUAUGCGACUUUGCGAUAAUUUUUGGAAGCCCAAGAAGUAUCUGAAAGCACGAUGGUCUGAUUGGGCGCGCGUCGGUCUGAAAGGACAGACUGAUAGCGGUGGUAAUAAAGGAAACAAACGCCUUGGUGACGACGACUCUGAUUCGGACUCGGACUCGGACUCUUGCGACAAUGACGACGUUGCGAAGCGUCCCUCAAAACGUCUCAAAUUGGUUGAGAAGAAGACGAAAUCGAAACCAGCGGCAUCGUCUUCUUCCAGUCCCACUCCAGUUGCGAGCUCCUCGUCGUUGUCUCCACCUGCCGGAACCGGUCAGAACGCCGCCCAGCAACCCAACCCUCCCUCUAGGACUGCUGGUACAGCCGGAACCGAUCAGAACGCCGCCCAGCAACCCACCCCUCCCUCUAGGACUGCUGGGACCGCCGGAACCGGUCAGAACGCCGCCCAGCAACCCAACCCUCCCUCUGCGACUGCUGGUACAGCCGGAACCGAUCAGAACGCCGCCCAGCAACCCACCCCUCCCUCUAGGACUGCUGGGACCGCCGGAACCGGUCAGAACGCCGCCCAGCAACCCAACCCUCCCUCUGCGACUGCUGGUACAGCCGGAACCGAUCAGAACGCCGCCCAGCAACCCACCCCUCCCUCUGCGACUGCUGGUACAGCUGCCAGCACUCCACCUGCUGGUCCGGCCGGUGCAGGUACCGUCAAUGGGAGCAAGAAUUCAGGCAAUGGAGUACCUCAAGAUACCCAAGGUGGCGGUAGCGUUCAGAUUCCCCGCUUGAAGCGGAAAAAUCUACUUGCCGGAGUCGCUCAACUGCCUGUGCCCAAGGAGCUUGAAAUCGAAUACAAGCCUGUCGAAGCUCCACCAAAGAAGCAGAAAGCGACGAAGAAAGGCAAGAGUCCUGCUCUCGCCAUCCCUAAUGAUUCCCUUUCCGCACGAAAUCUUUACCUCAAACAUUAUUUAGAGCAAAAUCCAAACCUGGCCAAUGGCGAUCACCUUACGGCGGCUCAAUACAAGGUGAUUUGGGAUGGUCUGGAAGACAAAUCGGAGUGGGAACAGGCCGAGGCCGAGGCUAAAAUGGCCAAGAAAGUCGCGACAUCAGGCAAAGUCAAGGGGACCAAGGGCAAGGGGAAGAAGAGCACUAGGAGCAGCAAGGCUACGGAGAGCCAUCAGGAAGAGGGUAGCGGGGCUGAAUGA
Coprinopsis cinerea okayama7#130 is the source of this 1995-nucleotide messenger RNA. RefSeq lists its product as hypothetical. NCBI's taxonomy places the organism in Eukaryota, Fungi, Basidiomycota, Agaricomycetes, Agaricales, Psathyrellaceae. The coding region runs from base 1 to 1995 and encodes 664 amino acids. The transcript is spliced from 11 exons. The record is from RefSeq and is a predicted model, not a curated record.